Molecule: messenger RNA, 2289 nt
Organism: Cannabis sativa
Lineage: Eukaryota; Viridiplantae; Streptophyta; Magnoliopsida; Rosales; Cannabaceae
Product: protein kinase PINOID
Exons: 2
Coding region: 514-2007 (497 amino acids)
Biological process (GO): protein phosphorylation
Cellular component (GO): cytoplasm; nucleus; plasma membrane
Molecular function (GO): protein serine/threonine kinase activity; ATP binding
Source: RefSeq, a predicted model, not a curated record
UUUUCCAAUCUCUCUUUCUCUCUCCUCUGCUCUCUCUAAAAACUUCAUUGAAACCCAAAUUAAAGUCUCCUCUUCUCUUAGUUCAAAAAAAAAAAAAAAAAAAAAAAGUCUCCUCUUCUCUCCAACUGAAUAUCUCUUCGGAAACCCUAAUUUUCUUUUUCAUUUUCAGGUCAGAAAAACCCUGAAAAAGCUGCACCAUUACAUUCACAGCUUAUGCUUUAAUGGCAGUUUAGCUAUAAAACCACUACAACUCGCAGAAAAAGCUUUUUAUGCAACUCUUUCCAGCUAAUUAGUUUCUCCCUUCAUUUUUCUGGUAUCAGAUUCUGUUGUAAAUCGAAUUCAACCCACAUUUUUUUUUAAGGAACAGUUCAAAUACAAAAUCCGAUUCUCUUUGCUUUUUCAUCGCUUUUGACUGCGUGUUUAUAAUAUUAUAUAUAGAUAUAUAUAUACACUGGAAGAGGUAGGAGGAGUAGUACUGGAGAGGUUUCAGGUUUUUGGGGGUUCUUCUCUAAGAUGUUAGAGCUUGGUUUAGGCCGUGACUCAGACGGUGAUCAGCUUAGUUUGGAGACUGCCAAUUCAAGCCAAAGCUCAAUGAGCAGCGAGAGCUGUAGUAGUUUCAGUAGACAUUCCUUCGACGCCGCCGCCGCCGCCGCCGCAACAGUGGCGCCAAUCGAGCUUUCCACAUCACAAUCGCAAGAAGAGAACACCAACCGCAGUAUCUCACUAAAGCCACACAGAUCGUCGGACUUUGCCUACUCCGCCAUCCGUUCCGCUACGUUCGGACGAGAGUCUGGUCUCACGUUUCACGAUUUCAAUAUCCUCAAAAAAAUUGGGGCUGGCGACAUCGGCACUGUAUACCUAUGCAGACUGAGUAAUCAUAAUAAUAAUGACGAAGUUAAUUCCAAUCUUUCUUGUUAUUAUGCCAUGAAAGUUGUGGAUAAAGAGAUUUUAGCUGUGAAGAAGAAGGUUCACAGAGCAGAAAUGGAGAAAAAAAUCUUGAAAAUGCUCGACCAUCCGUUUCUUCCAACUCUUUACGCAGAGUUUGAAGCUUCACAUUUCUCUUGCAUAGUAAUGGAGUAUUGUUCCGGCGGUGAUUUGCAUUCUCUUCGACACAAACAACCUCACAAACGCUUCUCGCUCAACUCUGCAAGAUUCUACGCAGCUGAAGUUUUGGUAGCGUUAGAGUAUCUUCACAUGCUGGGAAUUAUAUACAGAGAUUUAAAACCAGAAAACGUAUUGGUCAGAUCGGACGGUCACAUUAUGCUUUCUGACUUUGACCUAUCUCUAUGCUCAGAUGCAAUCCCAGCCGUUGAAUCACCUGACUCAUCUCCACCCUACGUUCCCUCACCAUCAACAACUCCAUCCUACUCCCGCUCACACACGAGCACAACCUCCACGUCAUCAUCACUCUCACCAUUUGCUUGCUUCCCCAACCGUCUCUUCCGUUCGCGCCGAGUCCAAACACUCACGGCGGCUAACCGGCUCUUCGUAGCCGAGCCGGUAACUGCCAGGUCAUGCUCCUUCGUUGGUACACACGAGUACGUUUCACCCGAGGUGGCUUCCGGUAGGUCCCACGGCAACGCCGUGGACUGGUGGGCCUACGGUGUCUUCAUCUACGAAAUGAUCUACGGCCGUACACCAUUCGCGGCUCAAUCCAACGAACUCACGCUCUUAAACAUUGUCAAGACGCCACUCGCUUUCCCAACUCCGAUGCCUUCUUCCCCGCUUGAGCUUCACGCGCGGGAUUUGAUUUCCGGGUUGCUUGACAAGGACCCGACCCGGCGUCUUGGAGCGAAACGCGGAGCGGCUGAAGUUAAGAAGCACCCGUUCUUUAAGGGUCUUAAUUUGGCGUUGAUUAGGUCAUCGCCGCCGCCGGAGCUAGUGCCGGGACUUAGGAGGCAGAAAACGACGCCGUUUGAUUGUAAUAGUAAUAAUAAUAGUAAUAUUAACCGUAACAGUAAUGGAAUUUGUAGUAAACAUUCAUCUACUGCGUUUGAUUACUUCUGAGAUGUGAACGGCGGGAUUCGCGCCACGUGUCCAGUCAGCCCUGCCAGAUUUUGUCACUGGCAAAAUGACAGGUGUGUAUAUUCGAGCUGUCUCUGGGGUUUUGAUAUUUUGACUUAUAUUUACGUAAAUAUAUCUCGGAAUGUGAGAAAUGAGUUAAGAAAAAGAAGAGAAAAAAAAUAUUAGCUUUGUUAAUGUUUUCUUUUUAAUUUAGAGUUUCUGUCGUUGUAAUGGGAUUUUGGAUAAUUUUAGAUGAAAAAUAUUUGUGGGUAUAUUCCCCAUUAA